CUCGGUGGCGCGGGUCCCGGGCCCGCGUGGGGCCAUGGCGGCGGCGGCGGGAGCGAGGUGGCGGCUGCUGCUGCUGCUGCCGCUGCUGAGCCGCGAGCCGAGGGCGGCGGGCGCCCCGCGGGCCCCCAACAUUCUGCUCCUGCUCAUGGACGACAUGGGCUGGGGCGACCUGGGGGUGUAUGGAGAACCUUCCAGAGAGACUCCGAAUUUGGACCGGAUGGCCGCGGAGGGCAUGCUCUUCCCGAACUUCUACACGGCCAACCCCCUCUGCUCCCCCUCCCGCGCGGCCCUGCUCACAGGGCGUCUGCCCAUCCGCAACGGCUUCUACACCACCAACGGCCACGCCAGAAAUGCCUACACGCCCCAGGAGGUUGUGGGGGGCAUCCCUGACUCGGAGCAUCUCCUGCCGGAGCUUCUCAGAGGUGCCGGCUACGUCACCAAGAUCGUGGGCAAGUGGCACCUGGGCCACAGGCCACAGUUCCACCCGCUGAAGCACGGCUUUGACGAGUGGUUCGGAUCCCCCAACUGCCACUUCGGACCCUACGACAACAGGGCUCGGCCCAACCUCCCUGUGUACAGGGACUGGGAAAUGGUCGGCAGGUUUUAUGAGGAAUUUCCCAUCGACCUGAAGACUGGCGAAUCUAACCUCACUCAGAUAUACCUGCAGGAAGCCCUGGACUUCAUCAAGAGGCAGCAGGCCUCCCCGCAGCCCUUCUUCCUCUACUGGGCGGUGGACGCCACGCACGCCCCCGUGUACGCCUCCCGGCCCUUCCUGGGCACCAGCCAGCGUGGAAGGUAUGGGGACGCAGUCCGGGAGAUCGACGACAGCGUGGGGCAGGUCCUCCAGCUGCUGCGGGACCUGGGCCUCGCACAGAGCACCUUCGUCUUCUUCACCUCCGACAACGGCGCUGCUCUGGUGUCUGCGCCCAGACAAGGAGGCAGCAACGGGCCCUUCCUGUGCGGGAAGCAGACGACCUUCGAGGGCGGGAUGCGGGAGCCCGCCGUCGCCUGGUGGCCCGGCCAUAUCCCCGCGGGCAAGGUGAGCCACCAGCUGGGCACCAUCAUGGACCUUUUCACCACCAGCCUGUCCCUUGCGGGCCUGCAGCCGCCCACUGACCGGCACAUCGAUGGUCUGGACCUGCUCCCGGCCCUGCUGCAUGGCCAGCUGACCGACAGGCCCAUCUUCUAUUACCGUGGCAACACACUGAUGGCCGUCACCAUGGGCCAGUACAAGGCGCACUUCUGGACCUGGACCAACUCCUGGGAGGAGUUUAGGCAGGGCAUCGACUUCUGCCCAGGGCAGAAUGUGUCGGGCGUGACCACGCACACGCAGCAGGACCACACGGAGCUGCCCCUGAUCUUCCACCUGGGCCGUGACCCGGGGGAGAGGUUCCCCCUCAGCUUCAGGAGCGCAGAGUACCAGGCCGCCCUGGGCAGGUUCCGCCCGCUCGUGCAACAGCACCUGGACACGCUGGUCCCAGGACAGCCCCAGCUCAACGUGUGUGACCGCGCGGCCAUGAACUGGGCGCCCCCAGGCUGUGAGAAGCUGGGGAAGUGCCUGACGCCUCCUGAGUCCGCCCUUGAGAAGUGCUCCUGGGCCCACUAGCCACAGCGUGAACUCUGGCCAGACGGGAAAGCCAGCGCCGUCUGUGCUGCCCGUGACCGGAGAUGGUGCCGCCACAGCUGCUCCUCGCCUCCAGGCUGCCCUGGCCUCUUUGCCCUGCAGUAGCCCCUGGGCUGCCCCCAGGUCCCCUGGGCAGUGACCUCUACGGAGUCUUCUUGCGAGAGUGAAGGAGGAGGCAGGACUGGCACUCAGCAGCCUCUGCUCCCCCAGGAGGCAGAGGAGAUGCCGCAGUGCCAGCAACGCCUUCAGAGGCUCCAACCUCCAGCACCGGGAGAUGUUGCACACCCUCAACCACCACCAGGCCCUGCAAGAUCUCUGGGCUCAGGCCCAUGUUGUGAGACUUCUGGAAUUUGAAGGAAGUUCUAGGG
This is a messenger RNA of Sorex fumeus (smoky shrew), 1992 nucleotides long. RefSeq names its product galactosamine (N-acetyl)-6-sulfatase (gene GALNS). The coding region runs from base 35 to 1606 and encodes 523 amino acids. Gene Ontology annotation, molecular function: arylsulfatase activity; N-acetylgalactosamine-6-sulfatase activity. Lineage: Eukaryota; Metazoa; Chordata; Mammalia; Eulipotyphla; Soricidae. The transcript is spliced from 14 exons. The record is from RefSeq and is a predicted model, not a curated record.